AUGAGCGUCGCAAGAGUCUACGCAACCGCUUGCGCGGACCGGCCAAAGGAGUAUUGGGACUAUGAUAACUUGGCAAUUCAUUGGAAUGCACAGGACAACUACGAGAUUGUGAAGAAAGUGGGGCGGGGAAAAUACUCGGAAGUAUUCGAGGGGGUGAACAUAGUAAACGACCAGAAAUGCUGCAUCAAAGUCCUAAAACCCGUAAAGAAGAAGAAGAUCAAGCGGGAAAUCAAGAUUCUGCAGACGUUGGCGGGCGGGCCGAAUGUAGUUGGGCUCUUGGAUGUGGUCAGGGAUCCUCAGUCGAAAACACCCGCAUUGAUCUUCGAGCACGUCAACAACACGGAUUUCAAAACGCUCUACCCGAAGCUGACCGACCUCGAAGUGCGCUACUACGUCUUUGAGCUGCUGAAGGCGCUGGAUUUCUGCCACUCGUGUGGUAUCAUGCACCGUGAUGUCAAGCCUCACAACGUCAUGAUUGACCACGAGAAGAAGCAGCUGCGGUUGAUCGACUGGGGGUUGGCCGAGUUCUACCACCCGGGGACAGAGUACAACGUCAGGGUCGCGUCGAGGUACUUCAAGGGCCCUGAGCUGUUGGUGGACUUCCAGGAGUACGACUACUCGCUGGACAUGUGGAGUUUGGGAUGCAUGUUUGCGAGCAUGAUCUUCCGGAAGGAACCUUUCUUCCACGGUCACGACAACUACGAUCAGCUGGUGAAGAUCGCAAAGGUCAUUGGAACGGACGAGCUCUUCGCUUAUCUGGAGAAGUACCACAUACAACUGGAUGCACGCUUCGAGACGAUAUUGGGAAGAUACGCCCGAAAACCAUGGCGGAGGUUCGUAACGCCAGACAACGAGCGCUACAUUUCCAACGAAGCCCUCGACUUCCUUGACAAGCUGUUGCGGUACGAUCACCAAGAGCGCCUGACGCCGCAAGAAGCCAUGAUGCACCCUUACUUUGACCCAGUGCGGCCGGCAAACUUCAGGCCUGGGCAGCACGCACAAGGCAACUGA
Molecule: messenger RNA, 1011 nt
Organism: Fimicolochytrium jonesii
Lineage: Eukaryota; Fungi; Chytridiomycota; Chytridiomycetes; Spizellomycetales; Powellomycetaceae
Product: Pkinase-domain-containing protein
Exons: 4
Coding region: 1-1011 (336 amino acids)
Biological process (GO): DNA damage response; protein phosphorylation; regulation of transcription by RNA polymerase III
Cellular component (GO): protein kinase CK2 complex; nucleus; cytosol
Molecular function (GO): protein serine/threonine kinase activity; ATP binding
Source: RefSeq, a predicted model, not a curated record